Messenger RNA from Caenorhabditis briggsae, 1038 nucleotides. It is a transcript of the gene Cbr-srsx-19, whose product is annotated as Protein CBR-SRSX-19. The coding region runs from base 1 to 1038 and encodes 345 amino acids. The record is from RefSeq and is a predicted model, not a curated record. Gene Ontology annotation, cellular component: membrane. NCBI's taxonomy places the organism in Eukaryota, Metazoa, Nematoda, Chromadorea, Rhabditida, Rhabditidae. Gene Ontology annotation, molecular function: G protein-coupled receptor activity. The transcript is spliced from 7 exons. Gene Ontology annotation, biological process: G protein-coupled receptor signaling pathway.
AUGGACCAAUAUCUCAUAGAAUCCAUAAUUGGUCCGAUGAUGGUACUCGGAGCAUUUGGGAAUCUCAACGUAAUAGUCGCCGUGAUCCGGAAAAAAGUGCUCCGGACAAAAGGAGCAAUGCUCGUGUUUGUCUUGGCAAUUUCUCACUUCAUAUGCAAUAUUUCAGAGCUCAAAGUGCUUAUAUUCAGGCUCCGAUUUCAAUCACUCACAGGAAGAGAAUGUUUCUUGUACAAUGUUCCAUACUCGUUUUGUGUCAUGUUCCAAUCUGCACUGUUCCUUUCCAUGGCUCUGGAUUUGUGUUUUUGCAUUAUGCUUCCAAUAAAACACAUGCUCUGGCCAAAAACAAAAUACAUUCUGAUAAUGUGCAUAAUGCCAACCUGUUUCGCCCUUAUUGUGUUCUUCUUGAACUUUCUUUUCGUUACCGAUGAGAACGCUCCGUAUUGUGCAUUCAUGUUGACUAUGGACGACGGAGUGUUUGAAACGAUAUCGACGUCGGUGGUGGCGUGCAAUAUUCUAACACUUCUCAUCACAGUUGUCUCCGUUUUUGUGGCUAUCAGAAAAUCCCAAGACAUGAGAAACCAUCGUCAUUCAACAGUCAACAGAAGAAAUAGUGUCGUUGACGAACGCAGAAAAGUAUUCCGUUCAACAUUCUACAUGAUGGCCAUUUACAUCUUCUCGUGGAUGAUGUCAUCAAUCUGCUUCCGUGUUCUGUUUGCUUACUUUGAGAAUGAGCAAGACAUUGUGCCCUACAUGCCAUUCCUUGCCAUCAUCACGAUGCCCAACUUCUGCCAAGCAUUUUUUGUCACGUAUUUCCGGUCUCCGAGAUUCCGAAAGGCAUACAGAGAGCAUUUUCAUUGGCUCACUUGUGGAUGUUUGUACCGCGACGUCUUCAGUCAACCGGAGACGAAGGAAAAUACAAGCAAACCCGACAGUGCGACAAAUCAGCAGCCAAUAAGUGAAGCUGUGGAGAAGAAACCAAAAGAAAAUAGUAAUGGAGUCAGGAAAACAGUUAGGAUAUGUGAAGGGACAGUGAUCUAA